Messenger RNA from Solanum stenotomum, 1492 nucleotides. RefSeq names its product ribose-phosphate pyrophosphokinase 1-like. Gene Ontology annotation, biological process: purine nucleotide biosynthetic process; ribonucleoside monophosphate biosynthetic process; 5-phosphoribose 1-diphosphate biosynthetic process. The record is from RefSeq and is a predicted model, not a curated record. The transcript has 9 exons. Gene Ontology annotation, molecular function: ribose phosphate diphosphokinase activity; magnesium ion binding. The coding region runs from base 100 to 1290 and encodes 396 amino acids. NCBI's taxonomy places the organism in Eukaryota, Viridiplantae, Streptophyta, Magnoliopsida, Solanales, Solanaceae. Gene Ontology annotation, cellular component: ribose phosphate diphosphokinase complex; cytoplasm.
GUCAAAUUCUGAUUGCUACUGAGAUAUUUUAAAACCCUAAAACCUAAAACAAAUCUGUAUCCCUUUCCAUUAGCUCACUGACUACGUAUCCUCAGUACAAUGACAUCUUUAGCUCUACCUGGAAGCUUUCUUGAUGUCAACAAAACCUGCCAUGGUAGACAUGCUGCUCGAAACUCUAUUAUAAGGUGUAAUGUGGCGGAACCACUUAUGUUUAGCAAAGAGAAUGGGAGACCAGGCAUGCCCCUCCAGGUUAAUGGAGAUCCUUCAUUUACUAAUCUCUUGAACGCCAAUCAGCUAAGAAGAUUUCCAGUUGCACAUGGUCACAAUGAUACCAGACUCCGUAUUUUCUCUGGGACUGCCAAUCCUGCACUUUCUCAGGAAAUUGCUAGCAACAUGGGUUUGGAACUUGGAAAGAUAAUGAUAAAACGUUUUGCUGAUGGCGAGAUUUAUGUCCAGUUACAAGAGAGCGUUAGGGGUUGUGAUGUAUAUCUUGUCCAACCUACCUGCCCUCCUGCUAAUGAAAAUCUGAUGGAACUCUUGAUAAUGAUUGAUGCUUGUCGUAGGGCCUCAGCCAAAAAUAUCACUGCAGUGGUUCCUUACUUUGGGUAUGCCCGUGCUGAUCGUAAGACUCAAGGUCGUGAAUCAAUUGCCGCCAAACUUGUAGCAAAUCUGAUAACAGAAGCUGGUGCAGAUCGAGUUCUUGCUUGUGAUCUCCAUUCUGGCCAGUCAAUGGGCUAUUUUGACAUUCCAGUGGAUCAUGUACCUGGCCAGCCUGUCAUACUUGACUACCUUGCGAGCAAGACUAUCUGCUCUGAUGAUCUAGUCGUGGUAUCUCCUGAUGUUGGGGGGGUUGCAAGGGCAAGAGCUUUUGCCAAAAAGUUGUCUGAUGCACCCCUAGCUAUCGUCGAUAAAAGGCGUCAUGGACACAAUGUUGCUGAGGUAAUGAAUUUGAUUGGUGAUGUUAGGGGAAAAGUGGCAGUUAUGGUUGAUGACAUGAUUGAUACGGCUGGUACUAUUGCAAAAGGAGCCGCUCUUUUGCAUCAAGAAGGAGCCAGGGAAGUUUAUGCAUGCACCACUCACGCGGUUUUCAGCCCUCCUGCAAUAGAGAGGUUGUCGAGUGGACUGUUUCAGGAGGUAAUCAUCACAAAUACCAUCCCGGUUGCAGAACAGAACUAUUUCCCCCAGUUGACCAUCUUAUCUGUGGCAAACCUCUUGGGUGAAACCAUUUGGCGUGUCCACGAUGACUGUGCAGGAGGCUUUGAGCCUUACUCAAGUUUGGGCAUUGAUUAGUUAGUUCCCAUUCAUUGGCUGCCUUGGAACUGUUGUCUAUAACUUGAAGCAGAAUUGUAAAUCCAGCAAAUUUCCAUCCAGUAACGAAGUGAGAAUUUUUAGCUGUAAAAAUAUUGCUUGCAGAAUGUUAUGUUGUAAAUCUUUCAACCAGUGACUUAAGUCCCUGGUGUAAAUAAGCUUUGGGAUGAGUUCUCUUUCUUUU